AGCUGCCGUCGAGGAGGGAGGAGAUGCUCAGGGGUAGCCUUGCGCGAAUCAAUGACUUUCCUGCCCUUUCCGGGCGCGGUCCUUUGAGCUCCGCCCCUGACGUUUGAGGGCAUGCUCCUUCGUGGGCCGUCAGGGAGCCUUUGGCACGUGUUCCGGGCGCCAGGACCCGCGUCUUCAGAAAGGUCUGAGAGAGAGAUGUGUGAAGAGUUGGUCAGCCCUUGCAUCGUGCAGCGUGGCCGCCAUCGACUGUGUGCAACUUUACGGGGUGACAGUCACCCUGAGAGCCCUGGUGUCCUGAUGAAGUCUUUAGAUGUGGAUCUCUCCUUCCCUCAGCCACCGCCAGGCUCCAGCUUCUUCAGUGGUACAAAGAGGGGUGCACUGUUUCUCACCUCAUAUCGGGUGAUUUUUGUGACUUCACGUUCAGACAAUGAUCCCAUGUUGUCUUUUAUGAUGCCAUUUCAUCUAAUGACUAACUGCACUGUUGAACAACCAAUCUUUGGUGCAAACUACAUUAAAGGGACAAUUCAGGCAGCUCCAGACGGUGGCUGGGAAGGAUCAGCUACUUUUAAAAUGGCCUUCAGGAAAGGAGGUGCCAUCGAGUUUGCCCAGCUGCUGGCCAAAGCCGCCUCUGCUGCUGCCCAAGGAACUCCACUCACAGUUUCAAGUUUCUGGAUGAGUCCUUUAGGAAUCAUUGUCAUAGCUGGGGAGAGGAGCACGUGUGCCCCACGGGCAUACCAAGCUGCCUAUGGGGUCCCACCUGCGGGACACGGAGCCCCACCUCCCAGAUAUGAUGUCCUGCCUCCUGGAUAUGGAACUAGGAUGUAUGGAUCCCCUCCUCCUCUAUAUGGAGCUACCCCUGUGGGCUAUGGAGUCCUGUCUCCUGGAUAUGAAGCCCCCACUAUGGAGUACGGAGUCCCACCUCCCAGAUAUGGAGUCCCACCUCCCAGAUACGGAACUACAGCUGUGGUGUCUGGUUCUCCACCUCCCAGAUAUGAAGCCCCACCUGUGGGUUAUGAGACUUUGCCACCUGCUCAGUUGGAAGCAGGGUAUCCCAUUUCUGUGGCAGGCCAGGCUCCUGGAUUCCAGACAUCUUUUCCCUCUACCUCAUCUUCACAAGCUCAUUCUCCCCCCGUCUAAGAUGUAAACCUUGAAGUUUCACCAAGCAAAUCUGCACACUAGCAUUGAAGUCAAGAAAGAACAUUAGGUAUAUGAUCCCAGCCUCAUCCUAGUCGUUGGUCCCUCACCUUGGAAGUUCAGUCAUAGGGCAGAACUAAGCUUAUCUCCAUGCCUUGAUUUUAAAAGCAGUGUCACUCUUGAUUAGCUGGAUAAGGGAGUAGUAGGCUAA
Messenger RNA from Myodes glareolus (Bank vole), 1345 nucleotides. The record is from RefSeq and is a predicted model, not a curated record. Lineage: Eukaryota; Metazoa; Chordata; Mammalia; Rodentia; Cricetidae.